Molecule: messenger RNA, 1098 nt
Organism: Chaetomium globosum CBS 148.51
Lineage: Eukaryota; Fungi; Ascomycota; Sordariomycetes; Sordariales; Chaetomiaceae
Exons: 4
Coding region: 1-1098 (365 amino acids)
Source: RefSeq, a predicted model, not a curated record
AUGUCUGUUCCCGCCGGUCCAGAUCCGACGGCCAUGGUGGGCUUGAUGCCAGCACCGCUAGGCGUGACCCCCGACUUCUACCACACGACGCCGGUACAAGUCGCCUUCAUGGCUGUCUUCGGCGUGACAUAUACGCUAGCGACGAUAGCACUCAUACUGCGCCUCUACACUCGGGUCUUUGUGGUGAAAUCCGUGGGGUUCGAUGAACCGCUACUCAUCGCCGCAUGGGCGGUGACCUUGGCUUUCUUCGUUGUUUCGGUGAACGCUAUGCCGGCGGGUUUUGGUAGGAAUAUGUACGAAGUAACACAAACGCAGCUCGUCGGAUACCUAGAGCAACUACUCCUGUUAGCGUUAACCUAUAUCUGGCCGCCAACCCUAACCAAACUCUCCAUCCUCGUCCUCUACUGGCGCAUCAGCCCGGACAGAAUCUUCCGGGUUUGCAUCGUCGCCACCGCCGUGGUGCUCAUCGCUUACACGGCCACCUUCACCGGCCUGUUCUGCGGACCCUGCAACCCCCUCCUCGGUACCCCCGAGAGCGCCGUCUGCCUCAACAACAUCGCCGUCUCCCAAGCCGUCCUCAACAUCGUCACCGACGGUGUCAUCAUCGUCCUCCCGAUCCCCACCAUCCACCGCCUGAACAUGGGCCCUGAAGCAGCGCAUCACCGUCGGCCUCAUCCUAGGCCUCGGAUCAGCGUACGUGUGAACCCAGUGCCACCAACCUUUCCCUUCCCUCCCACCCCCAUACCAACCCUUCAACCAGCAUCAACUAACUCCCCCCACGCAGCGCUUGGCAUCGCCUCGAUCGUGCGGGUCGCGUACGUGCGCGCCAUGGUAGCCAACCCCGACGUCACCUUCACGCAAUGCUCCGCGGCCGUCUGGUCGCUCCUCGAAAUGAACCUGGGCAUCCUAUGCAACGCACUGGCGGCACUCAAACCCUUCGUCCGACAACACAUGCCCAACCUCUUCUCGUCCAACGGGUGGGGCAGCGGGGGCGGGGCGGGCGGCGCCGACGGCAAACCCCAGCGGGGCGUCGUCGUCGUACCCCGUCCAAGCGCAGCCCGCAGCCGGGCGUGGGGGGCAUACCUAUCAGCUGCAUAG